GAUCUUCAUAUAUUUGACAAACGACUUCACAUGGCAGAGAGAGAGAGUGAGAAGCGAUGAAUGCACCGGAUCGUUACGAGCGUUUCGUCGUCCCUGAAGGCACCAAAAAGGUCUCUUAUGAGAGGGACACCAAAAUCAUCAAUGCCGCCUCCUUCACCAUCGAGAGAGAGGACCACACUAUCGGCAACAUCCUUCGCAUGCAACUGCACAGAGACCCCAACGUGUUAUUCGCCGGUUACAAGCUUCCUCAUCCUCUCAAAUACAAAAUUAUAGUCAGGAUUCACACCACCAGUCAAUCUUCACCGAUGCAGGCAUAUAACCAGUCUAUUAAUGAUCUUGACAGGGAACUUGAUCAUUUGAAGAAUGCCUUUGAGGCAGAGAUGUUGAAGUUUUCAAGGGACUAUUGACUUACUGGGAGGAUGGAUGUUGUGUGCGUUACAAGUCUGGGCAGAUGUUGAGAUAGUAAAUCACUUCUGCUAAAUGAAAUUUAAAUAGUAUGUUUUGAGUAUUUUAGGAGACUUCUUAAAGAUGAAUGUGUUGGACUGAGGAAUUAUAUCAGUCUUGAAGAAUUAAAAAAUUAAACAAAAAUGCAUAAAUAGGAGAACCUGCAUUAUAUUAUGCUGAUUAUGUUAGCAAACUACGUCAUUUGGAUUAUUUUCUUAAAUCAUUUAGUGUGUCGGCUCCAGCUGUUUAGAUGCCAGUUUUAAUGAAUUUUAACAGAAUUCAAAUGAAUAUACGUACUUUAACUCAGCAUGAUAAAAGCGUCAUGUUCUGGUGGAUACGUUUUCUCUUGUUGUAGUAUAUUGUUUAUCAAAGUUUUUAGAAUAUAAGGCAAUUGAUUGUUAUAGGAAAAUUCCAGUAAUCAACCAGUGUAGGGAGACAUGUUACUGUGGGGCUCACAUGGCGAUUUUGUUUGUUUUAUUUUUUCCUUUUGGCUUCUCUGCUGAAAUUUGUAGAAGCUGUUUUUCUUCAAGUGGCGUACAAGGAUGGAAGGUAGCCACGCACUUUGGUUGUACUCUUUAUUGAUUACGACAUUUUGAUUUAACACUAUCAAAUUUUACAUUUAUCUUUACAAUUUUCACAAAGUGGUUCUAGCAAUUUUCUGUUUCCUUGCUACAAUUAGUGUCUACCUUUACACUACCUAUGUAUCUACAGCUACAGGACAGUAAACUCAUCAUCCAGCCCUUCUAGUUCUCCCUUAAAUUUGUAUUGUUGGAUUAUUAACACAGAAAUUGUUGUUGAGAAGUCUGGUCCUGAAAGAACAUCCCCUAUUGGUCCCAGUUCUGGGCAUUGUUGCCAGUCAUUCAUCCCCUUUGUCAGUAUUGAGUUUAUUCCACCUUCUCUUCCUACAACGACCAGUGAAUAUUGUCCUUCUAAUGAUCUGAGAGUAAAGAAGGUCGCAGCUGCAUUUUCAAGAUGCUUCUCCAUGUAGGAAACACGACCUCCAACUAUAUGCUUUUCAUAGAACUGUGCAAAGCAUUCAUCAUCCAGCGCCAUCUCCUCCUCCUGCUCAGGAAGGGUCACCCUGUAUGCUGCUAGUCUUGAGGAUUCUGCACUAGUAUCAACCAGCAAUCUUAUUACUGUCACUUUUACCCCUGGAUGCCGAGCUACACGCCCCACAUAGGCUAGUGCUUCUCUAUCAUCUUUUCCACCGAUGAAUAUUGCUGCCACAUUGAUUGAUACCUCAGAUCUUGAUAUCUUCUCAAUGGACCCAAAACCUCUGUUCACUAGAAUCCCCACGGAACAGCGAGCACUCUUCAAUAACUGUUAUAACAAAAUUUCUAUUAUUAUUGUGGAAGGUACAAGCUCAUUGGGCUAUUAAAGUAGUUCUCAGUAAUUAAAUUUUCUUUUGUAUACCCCCAAACCAAUAAAACAACAAAGCAUUUUGAAAGACAAUUAAAAUUAAACGUACUGCGGAUAGUUGUACAUUUUUUUUGUCUGAACUUACCUUUCGGUUUACAUAUCUGAAGCCUUGAUUGCCACUAUCCCAUUUACCAUCCUCACGCUGGUUCAUGUGGAAUGGUAGUAUGAUGAGGGCAAUCAUCAAGUCCUCUGCUAAAAGGCAAAUGUUCUGUGGCAUGCUAUUGAUAGUUGACACUGCCAAUGUUCUUUUGAGCGUAAUACCAUCACCAUGUUCAUCAUUAUCUACGGAGGCUUGAAACGAGCUGGUUACUUGGUCUCUCAUCUCCAUCACUGCCGCGUCUUUCACAGUUGUUGUACUCACUUUUUCACCCUUCUCUACUGUGGCUGCUAUUUCUUCAGUUAGUUCAAUCAUUUCUGCCACAUAUACCAGAAUGCCUGGGUUUGGUGGCCCUCUUGAGAUUUCCAUUAAGUUGAUGGAAGCAGGAACAUUCUGGGGUCCGUGAAGGCACAAGAGCAUCCUUAGCUCAGUUGAUGGGUCUAGCAAUUGAAGGGCCAUUUGGUGAAUAGGUGCCUUUUUCCGGGCACAUUUGAUGAUUUGUGCCACAACUGCAGGGACAUGCACCACUGUGAAAAAUAUUGCAAUUACCAAUGCAAUGCCUGAGGAAGUAGUGGUGCCACAACCUAUCUGGUCAUAGAAUGACAUGCCAUGAGAUUGAUUCAAUAGUAAACAUGAUUUCUGUUAUUCUUGUUAUAUCAUAACACUUAAAUUAUGCAAGUGAUUCUUUAGUAUCAAACCUAUCCUAGAUUCUCAGGAUAAGACACACACAUAGGUAAGAGUCAGACAACUAGCUGGGUUGAGAUACUUGCCACUUUGACAGCCAUGUAGAUAUGAAAAUGGCCCUUGGUGGUGAGAAGCAAUCCGAUUGCAAUUGAUUCUGGCCAUUGAAAGCCAAACACUGCCCCAGAAACAAGUGUUCCAGCAACUUUACCUACCAUAACUAUCAAUACUGGAAGAAACAAUCUCAUCCAUGUUAUAGAGCUUCCAGGGCGGAACCUGGCAAAAUCAGCUGCAUACCCCAUCCACAAGAAGAAGAUGGGAAAGAAGAGGGUGGUCAAGAGAUAGUUGAUUUUGUUGAUAACCCAUUUGGAAACUCUGCCCUCCCGGGGAAAACAUAUCCCUGUCAUAAACGCACUUAGAAUUGGACUAUAGUUGAAUACAGUUGAGAAGACACAAAUGAUGACCAUGAAGGCAAUUGACAGUACCAGGUGUGAUCCUUUCAUGGGUUUCCCUUCAGGGUUUUCAUUGUUAACCCAGCUCAUAAAAACUGGUGAAACCGCUGCUGUGAACAAUGCCUGCCCAGCAACUGCAGCGCUCAUUUUGAUCAUAUCUAUAGCAGUCUUCUGAUGCCCAAAACGCGGGCAAUAUGUAUCUAUUGGAAUGAAAAUGUAGCCAACUGAAAGAAGCAAUGAGCAGAUGCAGUCUGAAUGCAUCCCUGCUGCUAUUACAAGCUUCCCUAUAUCAGACUUUCCAACUUUGAGGUUUGUCAAUACACGGGUCACAACAGGAGAUGCUGUACUAGAGAGAAGAGUAGAUAUGGAGAUGGUGAAUUCUACUCCCUGAUUAUGUGUCACUGUGAUGUAAUGGAGAAAUGGUGUUAUAAAACAGGCUAGGAUGAACGUGCACACUAUUCCUGCAUAAGCAACUUGAGCAUCCCUUGUUGGUCUUUUGAAUAGUACAUAAGGAUCCAUUUCUAUGCCCAAAGCAAACAUGUAACACAUCAUGCCAAAAUCAAUUAUAAACCCAAAGGUUUUGUC
Messenger RNA from Abrus precatorius (Indian licorice), 3678 nucleotides. RefSeq names its product DNA-directed RNA polymerases II, IV and V subunit 11. Gene Ontology annotation, molecular function: protein dimerization activity; DNA binding. Bases 57 to 407 code for a protein of 116 amino acids. Gene Ontology annotation, biological process: transcription by RNA polymerase II. The transcript has 5 exons. NCBI's taxonomy places the organism in Eukaryota, Viridiplantae, Streptophyta, Magnoliopsida, Fabales, Fabaceae. The record is from RefSeq and is a predicted model, not a curated record. Gene Ontology annotation, cellular component: RNA polymerase II, core complex.